AUAUACAAAUUAGACUUUAUUAAAUUAUUGUCUUUCUCAAUAACCACUCUCAAAAGAAAUGGAUGAUCUUACUCUUAUUUUUUCUCAUCAUAAUAAUGGUGAAAAAUCAAGAAAACGACUUCAUGAAGAAGAUGAUUUAUCUUGUAUAAUUUCUUUCAACACACAACAAUAUUCAGACAAACGUUGUCACUUUCUGACUUAUCCGCCUAUAAGAGACGCAAAUAAUAGUAUAAGUUUUUCGAAGAUUAAUAAUAAUAAUAUUGGUGCAAAAUUUGGAGGAAAAAGGAGGGGAAAGCAAGCACAUGAACAUUUGUUAGCUGAAAGAAAUAGAAGAAAAAAGAUUUCGGAAUUAUUUGGUUCAUUAGCCUCUCUUCUUCCUGGCCUCAACAAGAUGGACAAGGCAUCAAUUCUUGAAGGAGCAACCAAUCGCAUUAAACAACUUGGUGAAAGGGGAGAAACAAUGCAACAUCAUCAUGACACCAAAACAAACAAUGAAAUAUCUUCAAUAGAAAUGGUGAAGAGUAAUUUACCACAAGUUGAAGUAAGAAGUUUAGAAGAGGAAUUGUUGAUUACAAUAUUAUUAUACUCCAAAAACCAACAAAAAGGAAUUAUUGAUGAAAUAUUAAGUGUGAUUCAAAGGCUUCAUUUGACUAUCAAGACCACUAAUUUCAUGCCAUUUGGCAGCAUCUCAAUGCACAUUACAGUUGUUGCUCAGAUGAAGGUUGGAUUUUGUCUAACAACAAAUUUUCUUGUUGAGAAAUUAAGAGCGUCGAUAAUUAAACUGUAAAGAUUGUUCAGCCGGCGUGCAAGUUGUACAAUUUGGUAUGCAAAAGUAAUCACGAUACUUUUAUAUUUAAGAUCAAAUUAUUGGAUUAUCACAUGAAUUGUAUAUGUAUAUACGUUUAUCGCGUAAUUUAAAAUAUGUAUUUGUAUAUCUAUGAGUCGAAUAAAUAAAAGUGUCAUCUUUUUAAUGAGUCUGAUG
Messenger RNA from Capsicum annuum, 982 nucleotides. RefSeq names its product transcription factor bHLH19. The transcript has 3 exons. NCBI's taxonomy places the organism in Eukaryota, Viridiplantae, Streptophyta, Magnoliopsida, Solanales, Solanaceae. Gene Ontology annotation, molecular function: protein dimerization activity. The coding region runs from base 59 to 787 and encodes 242 amino acids. The record is from RefSeq and is a predicted model, not a curated record.